CCUUAUUAAUAUUAUCAUAAAUAAAUAGUGAAAAUGGAAAAUAUUAAAGGAUAUGAUAAUGCUGACAUUGGCCACGUCCAUUCCUUUAAAAAAUCCAAUCUUGUGAAGCGUCCUUCCCGCCACGAACUGCAUAACUUCUGGUUUUGGGCAAUACCCAUAAGUUCCAACAAUGGAGGUAAUAAAACCUCCCAUAGCUAUAGUUCCCGUCAAACCAGGCUAUCCCUUUAAAUUUUCUUCAAAACCCACCAAGCUUAGCACCAUUCCUUUAUUUCCUGACUCUCAUUUGGAUAAGCUCUGCAAAAACGGACGCCUCAGCGAGGCCAUCUUGGCUCUGGAUUCCAUUGCCGAACGUGGGUCUAAGGUAAAACCCAGAACCUAUAUGACUUUACUUCAGUCUUGCAUUGAUGCGAAAUCUGUUAAGUUUGGUCGGGAGGUUCAUGCUCGGAUAGGUUUGGUUGAGUAUGUUGACCCUUUUGUUGAGACAAAAUUAGUGAGUAUGUAUGCGAAAUUAUGUUACUUGGAUGAUGCACGCAGAGUGUUCGAUGAAAUGCGUGACAGAAAUUUGUUCACUUGGUCAGCUAUGAUUGGUGGGUUCUAUAGAGCAAAGAGGUGGAAGGAAGUUUUAGAGCUUUUCGUGCUGAUGAUGAAAGAUGAUGGUAUUGUUCCCAAUCAAUUCCUUUUGCCUAAGAUAUUGGAGGCUUGUGGGAAUUCUAAGAAAUUUGAGAUGACCAAAGUGAUACAUUCAAUGGUGAUUCGAUGUGGCUUCAGUGGUUCUAUUCGAGUCAACAAUUCAAUUUUUGAUGUCUAUGUAAAAUGUGGUAAACUGGAUCUGGCUAAGAGGAUUUCCGAGAACAUGGACAAAAGGGAUGUUGUCACUUGGAAUGCAAUUAUAUCUGGGCUUUGCCAUUCUGGUCAGGUCAAAGAAGCUACUAAACUUCUUGAUGAAAUGAGAGAGGAAGGGACUGAACCGGGUUUGUUAACUUGGAACAUAUUGAUUGCUAAUUGUAGUAAUUUAGGGAAGACUGAUGUCGCAAUGGGAUUGAUGAAAGAGAUGGAAAGUUUUGGCAUUACUCCAGAUGUAUUUACUUGGACUUCUAUGAUCUCAGGGCUUGCUCACAAUAACAGGAGAGAUCAGGCAUUAGAUUUUUUCAGAGAGAUGCUUUCGGCAGGAGUCAACCCGACCGCAGUUACGAUUACAAUUGCAGCUUCAGUUUGUGCUUCUCUAAGAUCGCUCAACAAAGGGCUUGAAAUCCAUGCCUUUGCAAUUAAAAUGGGUCUUAUAGAUAAUGUUCUAGUUGGAAAUUCACUUGUCAACAUGUAUUCCAAGUGUGGGCAAUUGGAAGCGGCUCAAGAAGUCUUUGAUACGAUUAAAGACAAAAAUCUUUAUUCAUGGAACUCAAUGAUUGGUAGUUAUUGUGAGGCUGGUUACUGUGGUAAGGCUUGUGAACUCUUGGUGAAAAUGCAAGAAUCAGACAUACUGCCCAAUGUUUCCACUUGGAAUAUCAUGAUCUCAGUCUAUAUUCAGAAUGGGGAUGAAGAUCAAGCCAUAGAUAUCUUUCAGAGGAUGGAGAAAGAUGGCAAAUUCAAGCUAAACACUGCAACAUGGAACUCUCUCAUGGCUGGUUACCUGCACCGCAGGGAUCAAGGCAGGGCGCUUGGGGUAUUUCGACAAAUGCAAUCCUGUGGUGUUAGUCCUAAUUUGCAUACCAUGCUAAGUGUUCUGCAUGCAUGUACAAGUAUACUUGCUGCAAAAAAGGUGAGAGAGAUACAUGGAUGUGUACUGCGCAGAAGCUUAGAGUCUCAAACUCCUGUGGUAAAUUCAUUACUGGACACUUAUGCCAACACUGGAAAUAUGAAAUAUUCGAAGACUGUAUUUGAUAUAAUGUCAUCUAAAGAUAUUAUCACUUGGAAUUCAAUCAUUGCUGGUUAUGUUUUGCAUGGUUUAUCAACAAUUGCACUUUAUCAAUUCAAUCAAAUGAAGAAAUCGGGAUUGAAGCCAAAUAGAGGUACUUUUGUAAGUGUUAUCAAUGCAUUCAGCCUUUCUGGAUUAAUAGACAUGGGAGUGCUAGCUUUCUCUAGUAUCACUGAAGAAUAUGGUAUUGAUCCAAGUCUAGAGCAUUAUUCUGCUAUGGUAGAUUUAUAUGGCCGUUCAGGUAAGAUUGAAGAGGCAAUGGAAUUUAUUGAAGAUAUGCCAGUAGAACCUGACUUCUCAAUCUGGGAGGCUUUACUUACUGCUAGUAGGAUUCAUAGGAACUUUGGAAUUUCAGUGCAUGCUCUGAAUCAUUUGCUUGAGUUGGAACCUGGAAAUCACUUGAUUCAGAGGUUAAGAGCGCAGGCUGAUGCUUUAGUUGGGAAAAAAUCUGAGAGUGAUUCCAAAAUGAGAAUGCUAGAGAAAGAGAGUUCCACUACAAGGAAUAUGGGAUGGAGUUGGAUUGAAGUUAACAACAGAGUCUACACAUUUGUUGCUGGUGAUCAGUCUAAACCUCAUCUAUAUCCUUGGUUAAAUGGUAUACCAAAAAAUGUGGGAAAAUCUGGUGUUCGUGAUGGGCUUUGCUUUGAAGAAGAAGAUAAGGAAGAGAUUGGUGGUGUACAUAGUGAAAAGCUUGCAAUUGCUUUUGCCCUUAUUGAGUUUCCAAGAAAGGGCCAAUGUAUCAGAAUAGUUAAACACCUGAGAAUGUGUGAAGGUUGCCAUGAGACAGCGAAGUAUAUCUCCAUGGCUUAUAGGUGUGAGAUAUACCUGAGUGACUCGAAACGCCUACAUCGUUUCAGUAAAGGGAAAUGCUCUUGUAGGGACUAUUGGUAGUUUAACAACCAAGUGAGCUACUUUCUCUGGAUCAUCUACAUUAGAUUUAGGUAUGUAAUAUGCCUUAAUUUCAAGAAUAGCAAUUGUAUGGUAUUAGAUUAUUUUUUUGUAAAAAAAAAAAUUCUUUUGUUUUGGAAUGAAAAACAAGGAAACUCCCAGAACUAACUUGGGUCACAAA
Molecule: messenger RNA, 2981 nt
Organism: Humulus lupulus (European hop)
Lineage: Eukaryota; Viridiplantae; Streptophyta; Magnoliopsida; Rosales; Cannabaceae
Product: pentatricopeptide repeat-containing protein At1g19720-like
Exons: 1
Coding region: 170-2803 (877 amino acids)
Biological process (GO): RNA modification
Molecular function (GO): protein binding; zinc ion binding; RNA binding
Source: RefSeq, a predicted model, not a curated record